AUGGACAAGGCACUGAACGAAACACUUGCGAGUCUGCCUGAUAAUACCAAAAUUUAUCCUGGCCAUGAAUACACGAAACAAAAUUGCAAGUUUCUUGUGAAAGUCUUGCCAACAGAUCCCGUGAAGAAGCUGCAAUCUUUUGCGGAGAACAAUAAAGAAACACAGGGCAAAUUCACAAUUGGAGAUGAGAAGGAAUACAAUGUUUUCAUGAGGUUGAAGGAUCCGACUGUACAGAAAGCAACUGGAAAGACCGAGCCUGUCGAAGUCAUGGGGACGUUGCGAGAAAUGAAAAAUGCCGGAUGA
Messenger RNA from Bacidia gigantensis, 303 nucleotides. RefSeq lists its product as uncharacterized. Bases 1 to 303 code for a protein of 100 amino acids. The transcript is spliced from 4 exons. The record is from RefSeq and is a predicted model, not a curated record. Lineage: Eukaryota; Fungi; Ascomycota; Lecanoromycetes; Lecanorales; Ramalinaceae. Gene Ontology annotation, molecular function: hydroxyacylglutathione hydrolase activity.